Molecule: messenger RNA, 1260 nt
Organism: Striga hermonthica
Lineage: Eukaryota; Viridiplantae; Streptophyta; Magnoliopsida; Lamiales; Orobanchaceae
Source: the annotation of a GenBank genome assembly
AUGGGGAGGAAGAAAAAAUUCAUCGACAAGAAAAAAUCGGCCACAUUCCAGCUCAUGGCCCGGGACACCUCUGACCCGAACUACUCGCCCGACCCAUCUGGAGACCGAGUUUUUGUCCGGGUAGACGACAAUGAUUAUGCACCCGAGUCGUUCGAUGAGGGUGGUCCAGAUGGCGACCCUUUAACCUCCAACCCUGACUCGAUUUUUGCUGAUGCCCCUGAAGAUUCUGACGAUGAGUAUGUGGCCAAAAACUUUGGAGGAGUUCAAAACUGUAAGACCCAAACGAAUGGGUUGCCAGACCAUGUACGAAAGGAGAUUCUUGAACUUGGGUUUCCGGAUGAUGGAUACAAUUAUCUGGCCCAUUUACGGGAGAUUAAAAACACGGGAGGUGGUUCGACAUAUUAUCAGAAUCCAAAGGCUGAUUUUGUUCAGCUUCCAAGAGAUGUUAAGGCCUAUGAUGCUUCAAGGGUUGAGAUUUCCAAGAUAAGCGAUGUUUCUGAAGAGAAAUCAAUCUACAAUGUGGCAUCAAAGACUUUUGGCGUGAGAUUGCAGAAAGUGGUGGAUCCUGAAGUGGCAGCUAUGCUGGAAGAUGGUGCCUCGUCAAAGUAUGCUUCUGAUGUUGAGGACUUAGAAGAGGAUUUUGUUGUUUGCGCAAAUCUCUUAGAUGGACCAGCGGCUGAAGAAAAUGAUGAGAAGUUGAUUUUUGCUGCUGGCUCGAAUUCUGAUCAUGUAAAGACUCGGGAUUUGGGUACUUCCAGUGCAAAAGAGGAACAGGGAAGUGUUUCAGCCUUGGACAGUGAUAAGCCGAGAGUUCGCCGUCCUCUUGAUGAGCACUUUGAUUUGCUCGAACUCCAGGAAUAUGGUGACGACAAUGAGGAAGAAGAAGAAUAUGACGGGUACAUGGAUGACGAGGAUAACAAUCAAGAAAUACUCACAGAGAAGCUCAACAGUGCCUUCAAAGACUGCCCAUCGGGUCUUUUACGCCUCGGUGGGGCCGUGGAAGAAAACGAGCCUCCCGAGCCGACACCUGAGGUGAUUCAGCGGUGCAGAGAGUACGCAGAAAAGUAUGAAAAUGACGAUAAUGACCUUGAGGAGGUUUUGGUCGAGGAAAGCAGUGAUGAGUCUGAGUCUGCCGUGAAAUUAGAACGGCGUGAGGCACGACUAAUGAAGAAAGAAAUGAAGGGUCUCUACAAGUCGGAAGCCCACCGUGCCCAGAAAGUUGCAGCCUUUACGGGUCCAUCUUCUAUUCAUCUUAUGUGA